This is a messenger RNA of Sporothrix brasiliensis 5110, 855 nucleotides long. RefSeq lists its product as uncharacterized. The transcript has 2 exons. NCBI's taxonomy places the organism in Eukaryota, Fungi, Ascomycota, Sordariomycetes, Ophiostomatales, Ophiostomataceae. Gene Ontology annotation, cellular component: intracellular anatomical structure. Gene Ontology annotation, molecular function: pyridoxal phosphate binding. Bases 1 to 855 code for a protein of 284 amino acids. The record is from RefSeq and is a predicted model, not a curated record.
AUGGGAGACGACAACACUGCCGCCGCCGCGCCGCCCACGGAGAUGAAGGUCGAUCCAGUACGUGCCGCCGCGCUGGCGGCCAACCUCGCGGCCGUCAAGGAGAGGCUUGCUGCGGCUAUCUCGGCAUCACCGUCUUCGGCGGCACAAAACGUCCGCCUGGUGGCGGUCAGCAAGCUCAAACCGGCCAACGACAUUUUGGCGCUGCACCAGCCGACCAGCACGGGACAGGAAGGCCAGCUGCACUUUGGCGAGAACUAUGCGCAGGAGCUGCGCGACAAGGCGGCGCUGCUGCCACGAAGCAUCCAAUGGCACUUUAUCGGCGGUCUCCAGUCGGGCCACUGCAAGAACCUCGCCCGUGUCCGCAACCUGUGGUGCGUCUCCAGCGUCGACUCGGCCAAGAAGGCCAAGCUUCUGGACACGGCGCGGGGUGCGUUCCGCAACGAUGCCGCGGGCGGCGACGAUGUCGGUCCCAUCCACAUCCAUGUCCAGGUCAACACCUCGGGCGAGGAGAGCAAGUCCGGCUGUGAACCGGGCGACGAGACCGUGGCGCUGUGCCGCACGAUCGUCGAGGAGUGCCCCAACCUCAAGCUGCUCGGCCUCAUGACCAUCGGCGCCAUUGCACGAAGCAAGGCCGUGGCGGUCGACGCAUCCGAAGAGAACCCGGACUUUGUGGCGCUGCGCGAGCAGCGGGACCUGGUGACCGAGGCGCUGGGCCUGCCGGCACCGCUCGAGCUCAGCAUGGGCAUGAGUGACGAUUUCGCGAGCGCCGUGGCGUCGGGCAGCGGCGAGGUGCGCAUCGGCAGCACCAUCUUUGGUGUGCGGCCGGCCAAGGCGGAUGCGAAGCUGACCGUCUAA